AUGUUCUUCGAGCCAGAGACCAGUACUGGUUACAUUAUUGGAAAGCCAGUGACCUCUGUGGAAAUAGACAGCGACCUUCUGUCCAAUGAGUGCAUGGCAUACAGGGCAGGUUAA
Echinococcus granulosus is the source of this 114-nucleotide messenger RNA. RefSeq lists its product as hypothetical. Lineage: Eukaryota; Metazoa; Platyhelminthes; Cestoda; Cyclophyllidea; Taeniidae. The record is from RefSeq and is a predicted model, not a curated record. The coding region runs from base 1 to 114 and encodes 37 amino acids. The transcript is spliced from 2 exons.